AUGAAAUUCUCACUUGCUGACAAGAUUGCCGAAACCCGCUUGCGGCCAAAUUGCCAGGACGUCUUCAACGCCAGUCUUGUAUACGACUGUUUGACAAGUGUUCCCUUCAACGCAGCCGUUGCCACUCGAUUUAUCGCCUAUUGGAACGACACCCUUCGAUUCCAAAGCACUCUGGCAUAUCUGAAGAAUCCACCGGCGGACUAUCAGCAGCCAGCAGUAGACCUACUUGCUGGCUUGUCUGAAUUACAAAACGCUGUCAACAAUGGUGCUUUCAAGAACCAAUACGAAUUCGAAGUGGCUUUGCAGCUCCUCUUGGUCUCAGCCCACGAUGCACAUCUCUAUGUGAACGCUGGCAUUCUCGCUGCAUUCACGUUUGCGAGCCCGUAUGACAUUGUGUCAUUGUCCUCUGACGGGAUCGAGCUUCCCAAAGUGUACUUGGCUGCGGAUGUCUACAAUAGCAACUCCUUCACCACGUAUCAGCCUUCAGCUGUCAAGUCCAUCAACGACCAAGAUGUGACAACUUACCUCGACGCAUUCGCCACAAACAACUCGUACGGCAGCACAGAAGCACACGCGGACUGGAAUCAGUUGAUGCUCAGUGGUGCACAAGACGUGCAGGGAUACUUCAAUUCCUUCAGUGGCAACACUCUUUUCUAUCCCGGGGACAACAUUUCGUUCACAUUUGAGAAUGGAACCACAAUCACCGACAAGUACCUGGGUGUCUACUGGAGCCAGGGCCCAACUGGGCCGCUGGCAACAGGCGGCGACUUCUACAACUUCUUUGUCCUGGGAUUCUGGCCGGCGUCGUACGAUCCCAGCUCAGACGACGAAGGUGCAGACGGCAUCGCAUCAGCCACGGGGUCGUUUUCCAGCGCGACGGCGGCGGCGACGGCGACAGGCACAGCCACCAUAAGUAGUACAUCAACACCAACAGGGUGGGGGAGCGGCGAAUUCUGGUAUCCUCCUGCUGCUGAUGUUGCUCAGCCAGACCUUGGCACCUACGGAGGAGGCUAUAUCACAGGAUAUCUAUUGAACACGUCCGCCGCAUCGGUCCUCAGUAUACCAAGCUUUGACAUGUUUGGGGACGCACUCUCCACGGCUCAGACAGCAGUGGACCAGUUCAUCAACAUGAGCAAGUCAGGCAACGUUGAGAAGAUAGUCAUCGAUCUCCAACAAAAUACUGGUGGAGAGGUGUUGCUCGCCUUCGACGUGUUCAAGCGCUUUUUCCCCAACAUCGACCCCUAUGGUGCGUCUCGCAUGCGAGCUCACCACGCCGCAGACGUCAUGGGCAAUUCCUUGACAGAGUAUUACGCUGGGUUGUCGACAUCGAGCCCGGAUUAUGAGGCGCUCGCAGCUGAUGAAUGGAUCGCGACUCCCCGGAUCAAUGCUGAAACGAACGUUAAUUUUACGUCUUGGGCGGAGUUCUAUGGCUCUAAUGAGUACAACGGAGAUAGCUUCACGGCGAAACAACGAUACAACCUGUCCAGCGAAGUCUUCACAUCAAGCGCAAUUGGGGAAGAAUACGACAGCUUUGCCGUAUACAGUCCAGCUCCGCAGGCGAGCCCUCCAUAUCCUGCCGAGGAUAUUAUUCUGGUAAGCAUCUCAGUGUCUGGACCAAUGCAGGGCGUGUCAGCAGGCCGCGGAGCGCGGUCGUACAGCUUAUCGGUCCUCGAUGCGAACAUCGGCUUUGCGCAGGACCUUCUUACAUCUGCGGGCUCGCCUGGAGCAAACUUCCUCCCCAACCGCAGUACCGCCAACGACGUCUAUAUUGUCGACGCGGGUGUCAAUCUGCGGGAUCAAGUGCGGCAGGAUGAUGAGACUCCACUUCAGUUCACAUACGAGGCAGCAGAUUGCCGUAUAUUCUGGACCCCAAAGACGAUAUUCAACUAUGCGGCUCUAUGGCAGUACGCUGCCGACGCCAUCUGGAGCAAUGCGACUCUGUGUGUUUCUGGAUCAACGGGAUACUCCAGCAACGGGUCGCAGGCCGCAGCUGGCGAGUCCCCGGCAUCACCUGAGCCGUCGUCAAAAACAUCGCCGUUCAACAUGACGGAUUACUUAUCGUCUCUGAGCAACCAGACCCCUGCAUUUGACUCAAGCCCUCUCGAAGACGGUCUUUCAGCUGGAGGCGGUGUCUACGGGCGCGGCCGCAGCGCCACUUUCAGGGACUGCAGCGUAGAUUCAAAGGGCUACUACUACUGCAGCCAAGGGUACCAGUGCCAGAAUGUGCAGCGCUGCUCGCACGGCCUGCGGUGGGGGCAGGUGCAAUUCAAAACAGGUGUCGAGCACAAUAGGACAGCAAAAUAG
Molecule: messenger RNA, 2304 nt
Organism: Diaporthe citri
Lineage: Eukaryota; Fungi; Ascomycota; Sordariomycetes; Diaporthales; Diaporthaceae
Exons: 8
Coding region: 1-2304 (767 amino acids)
Biological process (GO): proteolysis
Molecular function (GO): serine-type peptidase activity
Source: RefSeq, a predicted model, not a curated record